AUGCCCACUCUUGCAGGACAACGAUGGACUCUUCAACAGUGGUUGAAAUGUGGAAAGAGAUUCUUUCAAGCUCCUCGAGCAUAUCUUAUAUACGAUGACUCCAUUGAUAUCAAAAAGGCGGCAAACUGUUGGUCGGAGCUUUGCCGGGCACACGACGUUCUGCGGACUACCUUUGUUAGCAUCUCCGACUCCCCGUUAAUGCAGGUCACUCUGGAUGAGAAGUUCACGGUAGCCCAAAGCUUGAAGGUGGUCCAGGACAACACAAGCACGAUUGCUGAUUUGAUUGAAAAGCAUGUUCGUGAGGAUAACAAGAAUCCGUCGGACCUCAAGAAGCCUCCGGUUCAUCUCUCUUUCCUUGAGGCAUGUGAUGGAAAGGCAGUCAUUCUUCGGGUUCAUCAUGCGCUCUAUGAUUCAUGGAAUGUGAAAAUGAUCCUGAAGGAUCUUUUUAGCCUGUUUGCCGGGGGUUCUACAUCGCAAUACCCUCCUUUGCAACGCAGUGUCCAAGAAAUCAUCAGCAUCAGACAGCCGGAAGCUGAAACAAACUACUGGAAGCAGUAUUUAUCCAAGGCACAAGAUACAAUCGUCUAUUCUGGUUUGGGUGCGAACAGCAACAAAAACACCAUGAGACCGCACUUCAAGAUCACCACAGAUACCUCUUCACAGGAUAUUUCCAAUGCUCUUUCAAACUCAAUCAGCAGUAAAUCUCAUACCUCUGCUGCAAUCAUCAUCGCCUAUGCUCGUGCGCUCGGUCAACUGACCGGUCGCUCGCAACCAACUUUCGGUUUCAACCAUUCCUCUCGCUCAUUGGAAUCUCCGAAUGGAGAAAGCAGUAUCGACCUUACUGGCAUGAGCAUUCCGACCAUGACCGUAACGCCAUUGACCGUGGAUAUCGGAACUCCAUCCAGACAAGAGUCCUUCGAAGCUGUGCAAGGCCAUCUAGCCCAGCUUACAAGAUUCGCUCAAGCUGACAAUCUGGAUACUUUGGCACCCAAGUCAAACUCUACCAUCAAUAUCAUCUACCCGGAAGAGAACGGGAACGGGCAUAUCAAUGGAACCGAGAAGACGCAGCCGCUACAGCGCUAUAAACUCGAUGAACCACUCGCUACCGAUUACUUCACCAAUACUACACCAUCGUCGAUCGCAUCGACUGUUGACGGCCUUGAUACAUCCCACAUACACGAUGAACAGCUCUAUUUCAAUGUCUUGGUCUUCCCAGAUGGGAAACUGAAGGUUAACGUGAGCGGUGAUGAGGAACUUCUGCGUGGUGACAAGGAUUUGGUCGCGAAGUUGGUGAACAAUUUCGUUACGGAGUUGUCUGGUUUGAUCCAGAAGUGA
This is a messenger RNA of Penicillium manginii, 1335 nucleotides long. RefSeq names its product nonribosomal siderophore peptide synthase SidC. Gene Ontology annotation, biological process: amino acid activation for nonribosomal peptide biosynthetic process; secondary metabolite biosynthetic process. The transcript has a single exon. Lineage: Eukaryota; Fungi; Ascomycota; Eurotiomycetes; Eurotiales; Aspergillaceae. Bases 1 to 1335 code for a protein of 444 amino acids. The record is from RefSeq and is a predicted model, not a curated record. Gene Ontology annotation, molecular function: catalytic activity; phosphopantetheine binding. Gene Ontology annotation, cellular component: cytoplasm.